Messenger RNA from Amphibalanus amphitrite, 1714 nucleotides. Its product is annotated as venom serine carboxypeptidase-like. Gene Ontology annotation, molecular function: serine-type carboxypeptidase activity. The record is from RefSeq and is a predicted model, not a curated record. NCBI's taxonomy places the organism in Eukaryota, Metazoa, Arthropoda, Thecostraca, Balanomorpha, Balanidae. The transcript has a single exon. Bases 56 to 1441 code for a protein of 461 amino acids. Gene Ontology annotation, biological process: proteolysis.
GCACCGUGCCGCUCACGGCCACAGCCAGUCGCGUCCCGUCGUCAGCGGCGCAGCCAUGCGGUCCUGGUGCCUGGUUCUGGUUAGCGCCGUCCUGCUGGGGCCGGCCGGCGCGCUCCAGACGCCUCUGGGCCAGUUCUUCCCCGAGGUGCCGCCCCACCAGGCGUCCCCCGAUGCCGGAGAUGCGCUCUUCCUCACGCCCUACAUCCGCGCCGGCAAACUGGAGCAGGGACGGAAGAUGGCGCGCGUGAACGGCCUGCAGACGGACGUCAGCAGCUUCGCCGGCCUGCUGACCGUCAACUCGACGCACAACUCCAACAUGUUCUUCUGGUUCUUCCCGGCCAAGAGCGGCGCCGCCGACGCGCCGGUGGUCCUCUGGCUGCAGGGCGGACCGGGAGGAUCGAGCCUGUUCGGCCUGUUCGUCGAGAACGGUCCGUUCAGCGUGGACGCCGCCAUGCGGCUCCACCCUCGCCAGUACUCGUGGCACAACACGCACAGCGUGCUCUACAUCGACAACCCGGUCGGCACCGGCUUCAGCUUUACCGAGAGCGACGACGGCUACGCCAACAACGAGGACGACGUCGCCAGGGACCUGUACGCGGCGCUCGACCAGUUCUUCACGCUCUUCGACAGCUACCGCGCCAACGACUUCUACAUCACCGGCGAGUCGUACGCCGGCAAGUACGUGCCGGCCAUCUCCUACAAGAUCCACCAGGAAAACCAGUCCGCCAAGCGCAAGAUCAAUCUCAAGGGCCUGGCGAUCGGUGACGGUCUGUGCGACCCCAUCAACCAGCUGGACUACGGACACUUCCUCUACAACGUCGGCCUCGUCUCGGCGCGCGUCCGCGACCAGCUACUGGAGCUCCAGAACGAAACAGCAGACUUCAUCAAGAACGGCCAGUUCAAAGAGGCAUCGGCCAGAUUUGAUGAAGCCAUGGGGGUCUACGAGCAGAUCACUGGACUUAAAUUUGUCUACAACUACCUCCUUCAAUCGACCCCGGUCGAGUUUUCCUACUACCCUACCUUUGUGACCUCUUCGGCGACUCGAGCAGCCAUUCAUGUCGGCACCCUCGCUUACAACGACGGCUCGGAUGUCGCCAUGCACCUGGAGGGCGACAUCAUGCGUACGGUUCGUGACAAGAUCGCGGCGCUGCUGGACGCCGACUACAACGUCCUCAUCUACAACGGCCAGAUGGACGUCAUCAUCGACUACAUCGGCACGGAGCAGAUGGUGCGGGAGCUGCCCUGGAAGGGCCGCGACCAGUUCGUCCAGUCCAAGAGGCACGUCUGGUACGUCGGCGACGAGGUGGCCGGCUACGAGCGACACGCCGGCGCCCUGACCCAGGUCAUGGUGCGUAACGCCGGCCACAUCCUGCCGUUCGACCAGCCCAAGUGGGCCUACGACAUGAUCAGCAGGUUCACCUCGGAGAAGAGAUUCGCCUGAGCCUUGACAGACAGCGACUUCCUGAUGUCCGUCAUACACAUACCAAGCACGAAGUUGUUGCCCCAAUGUGUGAGACGUGAUAAAAGUAAGUACUGAAGUACUGAAAUACUAAGCCCGUUGAAAUGCUGGGUAAUGUAUAUAAUUUGUGGUGCGUUUGAGGCUUUCGUGCGUUGAGCGUGAAAUGAUGAAGAACGUUUCUGAACAUCUAUGUCUUGUGUAAGUGCACCAUGCUUGUACCAAUAUUUUCAAUAAACCAUAAUCCCAAAGGACCAA